ACAUAAAUAAUAAUAUGCGAAACAAUACUAAAACACUUGAAGGAACCCUCUCGCAUUCUCCUUCCUCCUGCCACGGUGCUACCUUCCCCCUCUCUAAAACUGAAUGGAAAUUUGAAGAUCACUGGAGCUUAAUUCCUUCUCUGUGUAUGUGAUUGAUUAAUCUAAUUAGGGUUUUGGAUUGGUAAUGUGAAUGGAGAGAAUGUUAUCCGAGAAUGACGAGCAGAGUAUGGUGUCUUCCUUCCUCGAGAUCGCCGUUGGCCAAACUGCCGAGACUGCCCGUCAGUUCUUGCAGGCCACAAGCUGGAAGCUUGAAGAUGCUAUUCAGUUGUUCUAUGUAGGCAAUGAAGGUGGGGCUGUUGCAUCUGCGUCGCAUCCUCCGCCAACAGAAACCUGGCCAGAAGUACUUGAAAGUGGAUUGAAGGACUUGGAAAAUGAAAAGGUUGGACAUAGUGAUGGAGAGGAAGUACGUGCUCCUUUACCUGUUGUUAGGGAUACCCUUUAUGAUGAUGCAAUGUUAUAUGGAGCAUCAAGGACAGGAUACCCACCACAUGAAGCCAGUUCAUUGAUUGCAUUCCGCAACUUUGACGAGGAAAUGAAACAUCCUGGUGUGUGGGAAUCAGACCAAGGUUCUACAUCCACGACAGAUAACAGUCGAGACAAUCUUGCUUCUCUAUAUCGUCCUCCUUUUCAUCUGAUGUUCCAUGGAUCAUUUGAAAAGGCAAAAGGAGCUGCUUCUGUUCAGGACAAAUGGCUUCUAGUGAACUUGCAAUCCACAAAGGAGUUCAGCUCACAUAUGUUAAACCGGGAUACAUGGGCAAAUGAAGCUGUUGCUCAAACGAUCAGUACUAAUUUUAUCUUUUGGCAGGUAUAUGAUGAUACAAGUGAGGGACAGAAAGUUUGCACUUAUUACAAAUUGGAUUCUAUUCCAGUAGUCCUCAUAAUAGACCCAAUCACAGGACAAAAGAUGCACUCAUGGGUUGGAAUGGUGCAGCCUGAGAGUUUGCUAGAGGAUCUAGUACCAUUUAUGGAUGGCGGUCCAAGGGAUCAUCACAAAACCCUAUCUCAUAAACGUCAAAGGGGUAGUUCUCUAACUCCACCAAAAAGCAAAGCUCUAGUGUCUGCUUAUGAAACUAAAGAAGAAGAUGAGGAAGUGCUAAGGGCAUUAGCUGCUUCUAUGGAGAGCAUGAAAGACUCCAGUGUGAUUGCUUCUAACAAAAAAGAUAUUGCUUCUAACGACAAAGAUGAUGCUAGUACUGCUAAGGGAGAAGAAAAAUGUUCGACUAAGACACUAACAUAUCCACCUCUGCCUGAAGAACCCAGCGGCGACAAGAGCCUCCUUUGCAGGGUUGGAAUUCGUCUUCCUGAUGGACGCAGAGUCCAAAGAAAUUUCCUAAAAACUGAUCCAAUACGGCUGCUAUGGUCAUUCUGCUAUUCUCAACUAGAAGAAGCUGGGACAAAGCUGUUUUGUUUGAAAGAGGCAAUUCCAGGAGCAAAGCGUCUGGAUUAUGAUAGUACAAUGACCUUUGGGGAGUCGGGGUUGGCCAACUCUAUGAUCUCAGUUGCAUGGGAGUGAAAUCAAACUUCAACAACUUGGAUUCCUGCUUUCAAGACUUUUGGUUGGGAGUUUCAUGCAUGUUUAUUCCCUUUGACCUGUCUGGAUUCUGGAAAGUUGUCGUUUUGAAGCCAUCAAGUUCUAUUGAACUUUAUUUACUGGUACGUACUGCUAUGUAUGGGACAAGAAUUUACAGUGUGUAAUGCGACUGCUGCUCUUGUGGCUUCUGCAGAGAGAUAUUUAAUAUUUGAUGGAAAGAUGCAAUUCAAUGCACGACCCGUGAAGUUGUGACUAGGAAAUAAAUCACAAACAUAAACCAGGGAGAGAAGACAAAUUUCUGGAUCUUCGUUUUAUCCUGCAGCGAGAGAUCUAGGAACUGGCUGAUUGUGCGAAGCAAAAUCACAAUCCUGUUCAUGUUAGUACCUAUGAUUGCCCAGGAUAGCAACAUGAUUUGAGUUGCUAAUAUACCUAUGGAGCUAUCUGCUAUUUUUCUUUCUGGUUUGUUCAUUGUUUUUCAAUUCUUGUCGAAUAUAGCAACUACAGAGGAUGAGCUUGGAAUCCUUGUUUAGCUUUAUUUCUGCUUUGGAUGAGAGGGGAACGCAAAAUCCCAGUUUAGUGAUAUCUGAAAAUCCUUUCACGA
This is a messenger RNA of Populus trichocarpa (black cottonwood), 2192 nucleotides long. RefSeq names its product plant UBX domain-containing protein 7. Gene Ontology annotation, biological process: proteasome-mediated ubiquitin-dependent protein catabolic process. The record is from RefSeq and is a predicted model, not a curated record. The coding region runs from base 191 to 1573 and encodes 460 amino acids. Gene Ontology annotation, molecular function: ubiquitin binding. NCBI's taxonomy places the organism in Eukaryota, Viridiplantae, Streptophyta, Magnoliopsida, Malpighiales, Salicaceae. The transcript has 10 exons. Gene Ontology annotation, cellular component: nucleus.